Messenger RNA from Phragmites australis (common reed), 1245 nucleotides. Its product is annotated as major pollen allergen Ole e 10-like. The coding region runs from base 773 to 1138 and encodes 121 amino acids. The record is from RefSeq and is a predicted model, not a curated record. NCBI's taxonomy places the organism in Eukaryota, Viridiplantae, Streptophyta, Magnoliopsida, Poales, Poaceae. The transcript has 4 exons.
GCCACCUCGGCGGCGCCGGAGCACGUCGAGUCGUAGUUUGGAGCUAGCCACUUCUCCGUCUCGUGCAGCUCCUUACGUCGGAGCCGCCAGUGAAGCCGUCGUUGCCUCUAUCUGUUGGCCGCCGGAGCCGAUGGCCUCACCGCGAUGCCUCGAUCUCCCGCCUCAGACCGCCGCAGCCUCACCAAGCUACCCGAUCAGCGACCAGCUCCGUCCUCACUUCCGAACACAAACACACCAGCGCCGCCCUGCUUCCGCCGGCGUCGAUUAAACACUAUUGGAUUUUCAUGAUUAAUUUGUUCCUAGAAGAACCAGGCCCGAUCAAAUCUCUACCGUUCUCACGAUCAACAUGUUCGUGAAAGAGCCAGGCCCAUUGGAAACUUUUCGUUGUCUUGCAGACACUUGAUGGUCACUACUCGGCAGAAAUUCAGUGUCACAUCAACUGAAUCCUUGAAUUGUUGAUGAAACGGCAGCAUGGCAAUUGGCAACGCACAGAGCCGUUUCCAUUCCAGUAAAUGUGCGCAUAAAUCGGAUUCAUUCAUGCAGCGUUGAAACCAACCGUUUCUGCAACACGAUCUUUGUGCUGCUGCUCCACAUUCCUCUACCACCUUCUUCCUAUAAAUUUGGCCAGGCCGAAACCACAGCGUGAGCAUCUCUUGUGACAAAAAUCCUUGUGUUUCUACCUCGCCGUUGCAUCAAAAACACACAGGAGGGGGCUUCUUGCAUCAUCUGUUGCAGAAUUGCACAAGAAAGAAAAGAACAGGAAACAAAAGAAAUGGCAUCCUCCACAGUCACGUCCGUUGCCUUCUUUGUUGCCCUCACACUACUGGUGCUGUACACUGACGGUAAAUCAUCAGCAUCACCAAGCAGACGUCAUAGACAGACAUGGUGCGUCGCCAAGCCUUCAGCGGAUGAGGCUGCGCUGAGGGCCAACCUGGAGUUCGCCUGCUCCGAGAGUGACUGCAGCGCGAUCCAGGGCACCGGUGGCUGCACCCAUCCCGAGAGCAUUCUGUCGCGUGCGUCUGUGGCGAUGAACGCCUACUACCAGGCCAGGGGGAGGAACUCUUGGAACUGCUUCUUCAACGGCACCGGCCUCAUCACCAUCACUGACCCCAGUCUUGGCAGCUGCAAGUAUGUUUGAGCUGGGAGGGGUGUAGCGCAGCUGAACACUGAAUCUGAUCAAAUAAGAUUUUAGGAGCCGAGGCGUGUUCGCUUUUGUUUUUGUUUUUCCAUGUGUGAGCAGAGAGU